This is a messenger RNA of Medicago truncatula (barrel medic), 1361 nucleotides long. Its product is annotated as protein trichome birefringence-like 34. NCBI's taxonomy places the organism in Eukaryota, Viridiplantae, Streptophyta, Magnoliopsida, Fabales, Fabaceae. Bases 1 to 1239 code for a protein of 412 amino acids. Gene Ontology annotation, molecular function: O-acetyltransferase activity. The transcript has 5 exons. The record is from RefSeq and is a predicted model, not a curated record. Gene Ontology annotation, cellular component: Golgi apparatus.
AUGACAAUAGCAAAGGCACACCAAAUAGUAGUAAUAGGAAGCAUUUGGGGAAUCAAAAACAUCUUUCAUUCUCUUGUAGCCAUCUUAACCACUCUUUUAGUUAUCACAACAAUUUAUUUAACACAAGAUAGAGGAGAAAAACUAUCUCAAAAAGUAAAUGUCUCUAUUGACUCAUUGUCUUCAUCAAAAUGUGACUUAUUUUCUGGUAAGUGGGUUUUUGAUAAUGAAACUUAUCCAUUAUACAAAGAGAAUCAGUGCAGUUUCUUGUCAGAUCAGUUGGCUUGUGAGAAAUAUGGAAGAAAGGAUUUGAGUUACCAAAAUUGGAGGUGGAAGCCUCACCAAUGUGACUUGCCUAGGUUCAAUGCCACAGCAUUGCUUGAAAGGCUAAGGAACAAGAGGCUUGUGUUUGUGGGGGAUUCACUCAAUAGAGGUCAAUGGGUUUCUAUGGUUUGCCUUGUUGAUUCUAUAAUACCUUCAUCUCUCAAAUCCAUGCAAUCCAUUGCCAAUGGUUCACUAAACAUUUUCAAGAUCAAAGAAUACAAUGCAACCAUUGAGAACUAUUGGUCCCCAUUACUAGUAGAAUCAAAUUCAGAUGAUCCAGUAAACCAUAGAGUACCUGAAAGGACUGUUAGAAUCAAGUCCAUUGAAAAGCAUGCAAGGUAUUGGACUGAUGCAGACUAUAUAGUUUUCAACACUUACCUUUGGUGGAGAAGGCCUCUUAUGAAUGUUUUGUGGGGAUCAUUUGGUGACCCAAAUGGGGUUUAUAAAAGAGUUGAAAUGCUGAGAGUAUACGAAAUGGCUAUGAGAACAUGGUCUGAUUGGUUGGAAGUUCAUGUCAAUCGUAACAAUACUCACUUGUUUUUCGUUAGCAUGUCACCUACUCAUGAAAGGGCUGAGGAAUGGGGGGCUACUAAGGGUGACACUUGUUACAAAGAAACAGAUAUGAUUGCAAAAGAAGGGUAUCAGGGAAGGGGAACAGACCCUAAAAUGAUGCAAGUGGUGGAGAAGGUGCUUGAUGAUUUGAAAACAAAAGGUUUAAAUGUUCAAAUGCUUAACAUCACACAACUCUCAGAAUACAGAAAAGAAGGUCACCCUUCUAUCUAUAGGAAACAGUGGGAACCUCUAACUCAAGAACAGAUAUCAAAUCCAAAUGGUUAUGCAGAUUGCAUACAUUGGUGCCUACCAGGAGUUCCUGAUGUAUGGAAUGAGCUUCUUUAUGCCUAUAUUUUCAAUCAAUAACAAAAAAUUUCACAUGACAAAGCUUGGAAAAAAGCGUCGUGUGUGAAAAAGAUACCUUUGUACAACCUUCUCAGGCUUUUCGAUAAUUUUAUACAGCACACAUCACAUAAUUGUGAAGCACA